AGGGAAACUUGAGUCACUCUUUCUCCCAUAUUAACUCAUUAUUUUAAAGGUUUCCUUCAGCCUCUUCUAGAAUGGAAUGAACCUUUGGAUUGUCUUAAGAGGACCAUGGUAACAUUUCAGGCUGGCUGCUUCCUGUUGGUUGCUAGGCACUAAGCCUUCCUCCCUACCAGAGGCUGUAAAGUGCUACUGCUGCUGCUAUUGUCGGUAGUGUUUGUCACACGUAUCUGCUCAGCUCCGGAAAAUGAUGGCAUUGACGAUACUCUCUCCUGGAAAACCUCUCAUCACAGAGAUUCUUCUCAGCUUUAAACAGCAAUAGUGAAAGUCAGUCUGCAAUCAUUGGAAUAAGACUUUUGCGAAGGAAUAUUGUGCAGCAUGGAUUCUCUACCAGAAGAAUUUUUGGGGAGGGAUCCUUUGGAGGAGCAAACAGAGGAGGAAAUUGAGAAUAAAGUAGAAAAAUCAUCUGAUCAACUGGACAAACAGGAAAAGGACAUACCUAUUGAUCUUGUUCCUAUUAACCUACUAUUAGAAAUGAAGAAAAUAUUGAGUGCAAUUAACACUCUACCAAAAGGUGUGGUCCCUCACAUUAAGAAGUUUUUACAAGAAGAUUUCUCCCUUCAAACUAUGCAGAGAGAAGUGGCAGCUUACAACAAGAGUGAUGAGGAAAUUGUUCCUGCUUUGACUUUAAGUUUCUUGAUAACACAACUGGAAGCAGCACUUAGGAACAUUCAAGCUACUAAUUAUACUGCACACCAGAUUAAUAUGGGUUAUUAUUUGACAUUACUAUUUUUAUAUGGAGUAGCUCUCACUGAAAGAGGAAAGAGAGAGGAUUAUACCGAAGCUGAGAGCAAAUUUCUGGUGAUGAAGAUGGUGAUUCAAGAAAAUGAGAUUUGUGAAAACUUUAUGUCAUUAGUUUAUUUUGGACGUGGUUUAAUUCGAUGUGCUCAGAAAAGAUAUAAUGGAGGACUGCUAGAAUUUCAUAAAAGCUUACAGGAAAUAGAAGAUACAAAUGAUCAUUGGUUUGAUAUAGAUCCUGCAGAAGAUGAAGAGUUACCUACAACUUUUAAAGAUCUCCUUGAUAAUUUUAUCAAGACAUCUGAAAGUAAUAUAACGAGACAGACCAUUUGCAGUUAUCUAGAUUGUGAGCGAUCUUGUGAAGCUGACAUCUUAAAGAACACCAAUUACAAGGGUUUUUUUCAGUUAAUGUGCAGUAAAAGCUGCUGUGUUUAUUUCCAUAAAUUUUGUUGGAAAAAGUUCAAAAAUUUAAAGUAUCCAGGUGAAAAUGAUCAGAAUUUUAGUGGGAAAAAAUGUUUGAAGGAAGGAUGUACAGGUGACAUGGUAAGGAUGCUACAGUGUGAUAUACCUGGAAUUGUUAAAAUUUUGUUUGAAGUUGUGAGAAAGGAUGAAUAUGUAACCCUUGAAAAUUUAGGAGAAAGUUACAAAAAUUUGAUGUCUCUGAAAAUAACUGAUACUGAUAUAAGACCAAGGAUCAGUUUAAAAUUUAGUACAAAAGAUGAAAUGUCUAUCUUCAAACUUGAUUAUAAUUAUUUCUAUCAUCUGCUUCAUAUUAUUAUUAUUUCUGGUACUGACACUGUUCGGAAAAUAUUUGAUGAGGCUAUACCACCCCCUCUUUUGAAAAAAGAGCUUCUUAUACACAAGAAUGUGCUGGAACCCUACUACAACCAUCUCUGGACCGAUCACCCUUUGGGUGGAGCAUGGCAUCUGCUUUAUCCCCCAAACAAGGAGCCACCACAGUCCAAACAGUUUGACUUAUACCUCCUAUUAGCAGUCAUAAAACAUUUGAAUGUAUUCCCUGCACCCAAAAAAGGCUGGAGUAUGGAACCACCAUCUUCUGAUCUCUCUAAGUCUGCAGACAUCCUGAGGCUGUGCAAGUACAGGGAUAUCCUUCUUAGUGAGAUUUUGAUGAAUGGUCUCACUAAGUCACAGUUCAAUUCAAUUUGGAAAAAAGUUUCAGAUAUUCUUCUGCGCCUUGGGAUGAAGCAAGAGGAUAUUGACAAAGUGAAAGAGAAUCCCAUUGAGAAUAUCUCCCUUGAUUACCAUCAGCUCUCCAUCUAUCUAGGCAUACCAGUACCAGAAAUCAUUCAGAGGAUGUUAUCCUGCUAUCAACAAGGAAUCGCUCUACAGUCAAUAACAGGCGGUCAAUGUAUUGAAAUAGAAGACUCACAGAAUGAGGAAGAAGAGCUAAGUCCACCUCUCAUGGAGUACAAUAUAAAUGUUAAAUCAAACUUUGAAAUACAGUUAGAAGAAAUGAAUAAAGAUGCAGCAUCAAUACCCAGUGAAUCUUCAACAGAAUCUAUUAAAGAUCUCCAGGAACUUAAGAGCAAAACAAAGAAGAAAAAAAAGACUAAGAAUAGGAAGAAUAAGGAAGCAAAUGAAGAGCAAGUCCCAAAUAUAGCAGGAAUGGAGGAGCAUAUGAAGAAAGAUCAUGCAAAUCCACACCUAGUCAGUAGUUUUAUGAAAGAUGAUGGAAGUGAUGUACAAGAAGAUUCUGCUUCUGAAGACAAGUUCUAUAGCUUGGAUGAAUUGCAUAUUCUGGACAUGAUAGAGCAGGGUUCAACCAACAAGGUAACUGCAGAGUAUGGAGAAACUGAAAAGGAAAAGCUUGCUCGUCAACGACAGCUUUAUAAAUUGCACUACCAGUGUGAAGAUUUCAAAAGACAGUUGAAAACAGUGACUUUUCGGUGGCAAGAAAACCAAAUGCAGAUUAAAAAGAAAGACAAAAUCAUUGCAUCUCUUAACCAACAAGUGGCUUUUGGAAUCAAUAAAGUUUCCAAAUUACAGCGUCAAGUCCAUGCUAAAGAUAAUGAAAUCAAGAACCUUAAGGAGCAACUUUCCAUGAAAAGAUCUCAGUGGGAAGUGGAGAAGCAUAAUCUGGAAAGCACAAUUAAAACAUAUUUGAACAAACUGAAUGCGGAAACUAGCAGAGCUUUAACAGCUGAGGUGUAUUUCUUACAGUGUCGUAGAGAUUUUGGUUUGCUUCAUCUAGAGCAGACUGAAAAGGAGUGUCUCAGUCAGCUUUCCCGGGUGACUCACUUGGCGGCAAGCAACCUAGAAUCACUUCAAUUAAAGGCUGCAGUAGACAGUUGGAAUGCCAUUGUGAUGGACGUUAGAAACAAGAUUGCCUUCCUCAGGACACAGUACAAUGAACAAAUUAACAAGGUAAAACAGGGGUUUGCUUUGAGUACCUUGCCUCCAGUACAGCUUCCUCCACCACCACCCAGUCCUGAGAUACUGAUGCAGCAGUUCUUGGGAAGACCCCUUGUUAAGGAAUCUUUCUUUAGACCUAUACUCACUGUUCCUCAAAUGCCUACAGUUUGCCCUGGAGUCAUCUCUGCACCUGGCCAACCCAGAGCCCCCCUGAUGACUGGCAUAGCCUGGGCUCUUCCCACACCUGUGGGAGAGGCUCUGCAUCCCAGUGCAAGUCUGGGAAAUGACCCUUCCAUGAUGAACUGGGACAGGAUUACUGACAGGCUGAAAAUUGCCUUUCCACAACAGACCAGAAAGGAACUCACAGAUUUCUUACGAAAAUUGAAGGAUGCUAAUGGGAAAUCCUUAUCUGGACUGACGUUUGAUGAAAUUGUUUACAAGGUUUCCCAAUUUCUUGACCCCAAGAGAUCUCAGAGUCAAGGAAAAUCAGUAGCGAAUGGUAAUUGUGUUUCACCCAGCCAUUCUCCACCACAGUGUAAUGCUGUCCAGCCCCCAGCACCAGCCUGGAGGCACCUCCACUCACAAGGUCCUGCCACUUGGGAAGCAGCUAGUAAUUUGGAUGAGGAGGAGGAAGAGGAGGAGGAAGAUGAGGAGGAUGAGGAGGAUGAGGAGGAUGAGGAAGAGGAGGUAGAGGAGGAGGAGGAAGAGGAGGAGCCUUGUGUGAUCUGUCAUGAGAAUCUCUCUCCAGAAAACCUCUCAGUUUUGCCCUGUGCUCACAAAUUCCACUCUCAGUGCAUUAGACCAUGGUUGAUACAACAGGGGACAUGCCCAACCUGCAGACUCCACGUUUUGCUACCAGAAGAAUUCCCUGGUCACCCCAGCCGACAGUUGUCCAAGAUCUGAUACCAGGAGAUGAGUAUGCUAAGGAAGUUCAGUUUUCAUACUCCAGAAUUUGGUUUUGCCUUUUAUUAUGAGCUGUUAGUAUGACUGAUGUGAAUCAGCAUGUUCUUUAGUGCUGUUCAAAAGGAAUUAGCUAAUCUCCUCAAAGCCACAGCCAAAGAGGACAGGACAAAAGUUCAGGACUUGUGAAUUGAAAUGAAAAGGCUUAAAUAAGAUGGAAUUUUAACAGUUCCAUUAUAUUUGCUCUUACCUUAAUAUGUAAUUUCUUCCAGUGGAACUAAGCAUGUUCUUUAGGAUGUCUUUUUUUCUCUUUUUAUUUCUUAUUCCACUCUCCUUUCCUUCCUCCUAAGUAUACUACAUUUUAAUUUCUAGAAAUAAACUUAAAAGAGAAAUAGUAAACAAGACAGGUAUGCAAAUUCUACAGAUUGUGAUACUCCUUUUGACUUUAAAACUACUUUAAAAAUAUAAUUAGUCUCUUUGAAUUUUAUCUGUCUCUUCCCCAUUCUUUUCUAUCCUCUAAGAUAUGUACCCAUGAGAUUAUGAGCUACUUGAAGGUGGGGACCAUGCAGUGGUCUGCUGGAGCUGGCUCAUACUGGCUUGUGAGAGGCAACUGUUAAAGUUUCAGGAAUUUUGUGUUGUUAAAUUGUUGGGAGCUUGAAAUCUGCCAUACUGGUAAUAUUUACACCAUAGCAAUUGGUAAGUGCUAUAAUAGGGUUCCCCUCCCUGCCAAGAGCUGGUUGUUAAACAAUUACCAGUAUGCCACUGGACCAUGUCUGAUUCUUCUUUAUAUUCCCGAUGUCUUGCACAGUAGGUAGAUAAUAAUAAAUACUCCCAAAUCAGAUAGUUGUAAGUGAAAGAAUUAAUAUGCAAACUAAGUCACUUGUACAGUUGAAUAAUAGAGAUCUUGGUUCAAUUGUAGACAUGCUGUCUUUGGACCUUAAUCAUUUAUGCUUUGGAGGGAUUUUUUUCUGCCUUAAAAAGUCUCCAAUUUCACUUUCUGAUGCUGAAGGAGGUGAUGGGAGGAGCCAUCUACUGUUUGGGUGUGGUUGGCUCUUAUACUGUUGAUACCUCCUGGGCUAAGUUGCAUAUCUAAAGCUUGUCGCUGAGAACUUUCAUUCUUGUAAGGCAAAAACUUAUUUGAAGAUAGUAUUGUGUAAAUGAAGCUAGUAUUGUGUAAAUGCUGUAAGUGUUGUACAUGUCUCUUGUUUCAAAAUUAAAGGAAUUUGGAGUUACCUUGUAAGAUACGUUCCUUGGUUCUUAUUCACAGUCUAAAUUUCAUUAACUCAUGGAAAAGAAUAAGUGUUUCCUAACUCAGUAACUAUUUUGUCUGUAUAUUUCAGUGUAAAUGUAUCUUAAAGCUGCUUUAAAUCUCUAUUUAAAAUCUCUAUUACUGUUUAACUGUAUGUUAAGAACUUUGUUCUAUAAAAGGAAUGGACUGGAAAUCAUGUGAAGAAUAGCUAAAAAGAAGGCAGUCAUUUAGAAAUAUAAUGCCAAGAAUGUCUCAGAAUUGCAGAAUUCAGAGCGUAUCAGGCCCUUAUCAUCUUGUCUAACGCCUCAAACAUCAUGAUCAUAUAGCAGAUUACCUUGUAAGAAAAAUGUUUCUUAGUUUGUGCAGUUUCCAACUGCAGUUUCACUUAUGUGUGGUAAUGAAUAAAUGUGUUACUUGAACAAUUA
Messenger RNA from Choloepus didactylus (southern two-toed sloth), 5739 nucleotides. RefSeq names its product DAZ interacting zinc finger protein 3 (gene DZIP3). Gene Ontology annotation, biological process: protein polyubiquitination. NCBI's taxonomy places the organism in Eukaryota, Metazoa, Chordata, Mammalia, Pilosa, Megalonychidae. Gene Ontology annotation, molecular function: ubiquitin protein ligase activity; RNA binding; polyubiquitin modification-dependent protein binding. The coding region runs from base 373 to 4068 and encodes 1231 amino acids. The record is from RefSeq and is a predicted model, not a curated record. The transcript has 32 exons. Gene Ontology annotation, cellular component: cytoplasm.